This is a messenger RNA of Miscanthus lutarioriparius, 1191 nucleotides long. NCBI's taxonomy places the organism in Eukaryota, Viridiplantae, Streptophyta, Magnoliopsida, Poales, Poaceae. The record is from the annotation of a GenBank genome assembly.
AUGAAGACGGCGGCGCUCCUUGUGCUGAUGCUCCUCGCGCUCUCAUCCGCCGCCGGCGCCACAGGCGGCCGGCACCACCCGCUUCCAUCGUCGGAAGCGCUCGACUCCGCGACAUUCCUGUCCCCACCCUUCUUCCUGCGGCCCGGCUCCGUCGCGAACAAGUACUACCACGACAUCGCCUUCUCGAGGGGCAACAUCGCGGGCUUCAAAGGCGAGGUCGUCGACGAGCGCGGCGCCCCCGUGCCCCUCCACGAGACCUACCUCCGCCACUGGGUGGUGCGGUCGUACUACUACGCCGCGGAGAACGCCACCGCCCGGCCGGCGACGAUCCUGGCGCGGAACGCCGGAGUGUGCGAGGGCGACACGCACACCGCGACGUGGUUGCCCGACCCGUACGCCGUCGAGGCCGGCGACCCGGCGGCGCCGCCGGAAGGGUACGUGGAGAGGUGGAUGCUCAACGUGCAUGCCAUCGACACGCGGGGCACGGUGGACAAGGUAGCGUGCACCGAGUGCAGAUAUAUACACAUCGGAGCAUGCAGUUUUGCGUUUGACCUACAUAAUUGGGUUUUCUGGCAUAGUGACGGCCGUGGCAUCCCCGGGGACUACGCCGGCGGGUUGCGCUGCUCCUACGACCAGACCCGGUGCAAGGUGGAGGAAGGGUUCGCCGGCGGCGGCGAGGCGAGGAAGCUCUUCUUCCGGUACACCGUGGUCUGGCUCGACUGGAGCGACGUCGCCGCCGCCGCCGCCGUUGUGCCGGUCAGGAUUUAUAUAUUUGAUGUCACUCAUAGAGCCAUGCCUGUGGGUUGCAUGGUUGAGUACGACGUGGAGGAGUGCAGCGCAACAGAGAAGCGAGCCAAGAGCGACUGCGCGCGUGCACGUGAAGGCGACCAAGCAGGUGCUGCCGCGUGGAGGCGACCUCGUGACGGGCGUCUGCUGUGCAAGUCGACCCCGAUCUACGGCGGUGGAGUGGAGGCCGGCGACGAGGCGGGCUACGUCGUCGGCAUGACGACGUGCUACCCGAAGCUGGGCACCGUCAGAGUGCGCGACGGCGAGGUUCUCACCGUCGUGUCCAACUACAGCAGCGAGCGGCGGCACACGGGCGUCAUGGGCCUCUUCGCAGUCCUCGUCGCCGACCGGCCGGAGCAGCAGCCAGCAGCUCCAUCAUCAUCGGUGUCGAGCAACCUGCUGUGA